GUGCUCGUUGGCGACAGCCUUGCCAUGGUCGCCUUGGGAAUGGAGGAUACCAGUGAAGUGACCAUGGAGGACAUGCUGCUGCACUGCCGGGCAGUUGCGCGAGCAACCAAGAGCGCCUUUACAGUCGGUGACUUGCCCAUGGGAUCCUACGAAAUCAAUCCUGAGAACGCCCUUCAGUCGGCUAUCCGUAUGGUCAAGGAAGGUCGCAUGAAGUCGGUGAAGCUGGAGGGCGGAAAGGAGAUGGCGCCCACCAUAUCCAAGAUCACCACAGCCGGCAUUCCCGUGCUAGCCCAUAUUGGGCUGACUCCUCAGAGGCAGAAUUCCCUCGGCGGUUUCAAAGUUCAAGGAAAGAGCACUGCUUCUGCACUGAAGCUGCUCGAGGACGCCUACGCCGUGCAGGAGGCCGGUGCUUUCGCCGUCGUGGUAGAGGCUGUUCCUCAGGACAUUGCUACGCUCGUCACAAAGAAGCUCCACAUCCCAACCAUCGGCAUCGGUGCGGGCAACGGCUGCUCGGGCCAGGUCUUGGUGCAGGUCGAUAUGUUGGGUCACUUCCCUCCCGGCCGCUUCCUUCCCAAGUUCGUCAAAAAGUACGGCGAUGUUUGGGGCGAGAGCAUCAGGGCCAUCGAGGCGUACAGGACCGAGGUCAAGUCCCGCGCGUACCCUGCGCCCGAGCACACGUAUCCCAUGGGCAUGUCGCGGGAGGAAUUCUCCGAGUUUGAGCGUUUGAUUGAGGAGAAGAGGGCCUCUCAAGUCUAACGCGGACGGGCGGUGGUGGCUUUAUCCUGGUUUUGGCGUUUGGAUGUGUCCUGUUUUUUGAGCGCAUACCCCUAUGCUACAUGUGCCCAUGUAGUGCGUACUGGCAUCAAGUUUGCCUCUUUGCUUUCGUAAUAUGUCUUGUAGAAGCCAUUA
Molecule: messenger RNA, 909 nt
Organism: Westerdykella ornata
Lineage: Eukaryota; Fungi; Ascomycota; Dothideomycetes; Pleosporales; Sporormiaceae
Product: ketopantoate hydroxymethyltransferase
Exons: 2
Coding region: 64-756 (230 amino acids)
Biological process (GO): pantothenate biosynthetic process
Cellular component (GO): mitochondrion
Molecular function (GO): 3-methyl-2-oxobutanoate hydroxymethyltransferase activity; magnesium ion binding
Source: RefSeq, a predicted model, not a curated record